AUGCCCGGAGUCCGCAUCUUCCUUGGCCUUCUGGCUGCCCUGGCCGCCUGCGGCGUCGUCGCCUUCGUGGGCUACUGUGUGUAUUUCGACUGGAAGCGGCGUGGCGACCCAGCGUUCAAACGCCGCCUGAGGGACAAAAGAAGAGCCGAACAGCCAAAGACUAAGGAACGUGGUGCUCAGUUGUGGAACCCAGCAAAUGAAAAAUUGCAAGAACUUUUUCUGCAAGAGAUACGGAUGGGAGAACUUUGGUUAUCUAGAGGAGAGCAUAGAAUGGGAGUUGACCAUCUCAGCAAUGCCCUUUUAAUGUGUGGGCAACCACAGGAACUUCUGAAGGCUUUCAAACACAUACUCCCUCCCAGGGUAUUUGAGAUGCUUUUGCACAAAAUUCUCCUCAUCUGCCAGCAAUUUGAGGCAGACAUGAAUGAACAGAAAUACUUGGAGGAUGAUCCUGAUUGA
This is a messenger RNA of Orycteropus afer afer, 456 nucleotides long. It is a transcript of the gene TOMM20L, whose product is annotated as translocase of outer mitochondrial membrane 20 like. NCBI's taxonomy places the organism in Eukaryota, Metazoa, Chordata, Mammalia, Tubulidentata, Orycteropodidae. Gene Ontology annotation, biological process: protein targeting; protein import into mitochondrial matrix; tRNA import into mitochondrion. The record is from RefSeq and is a predicted model, not a curated record. The transcript is spliced from 5 exons. Gene Ontology annotation, molecular function: transmembrane protein transporter activity. Gene Ontology annotation, cellular component: mitochondrial outer membrane; mitochondrial outer membrane translocase complex. The coding region runs from base 1 to 456 and encodes 151 amino acids.